Cricetulus griseus (Chinese hamster) is the source of this 735-nucleotide messenger RNA. The record is from RefSeq and is a predicted model, not a curated record. Lineage: Eukaryota; Metazoa; Chordata; Mammalia; Rodentia; Cricetidae.
CUGUUUUGUGACAGUGAGGAAUUGAUACACACCACAGAGGGUGUGGACUGGAAAGACCGAGAUGCUCCAGGAGCCUUGGUUGGAAAUGUGGCACACUCGCGGAUUACCAGUCCUCUGCGUCUAUUUGUUAAGCAGCCUCCAGGUCCAAAGCCCGCUUACACAGACAGCAUGGAAAACUUUUGGGAAUGGCUGGCCAACAUCACGGAGAUUCAAGAGCCACUGGCAAGAACUAAAAGACGGCCAAUAGUGAAAACGGGAAAAUUUAAGAAAAUGUUUGGGUGGGGUGACUUCCAUUCUAACAUUAAAACUGUCAAGCUUAACCUGCUCAUCACAGGGAAAAUUGUUGAUCAUGGAAACGGAACAUUCAGUGUUUAUUUCCGACACAAUUCAACAGGUCUGGGCAAUGUUUCAGUGAGCUUGGUACCUCCCUCUAAAAUAGUGGAAUUUGAAGUAUCCCCCCAGUCUACCUUGGAGACCAAGGAAUCCAAAUCUUUCAACUGCCGUAUUGAGUAUGAAAAAACAGAUCGGGCAAAGAAGACUGCUCUGUGCAAUUUCGAUCCGUCCAAGAUCUGCUACCAGGAGCAGACUCAGAGCCAUGUGUCCUGGUUAUGUUCCAAACCCUUUAAGGUCAUCUGCAUUUACAUUGCCUUUUACAGUGUUGACUAUAAACUUGUGCAAAAGGUUUGUCCUGACUACAAUUACCAUAGUGAGACACCAUACUUAUCUUCUGGAUAA